This is a messenger RNA of Indicator indicator, 1263 nucleotides long. RefSeq names its product pellino E3 ubiquitin protein ligase family member 2 (gene PELI2). The transcript has 6 exons. Gene Ontology annotation, biological process: regulation of Toll signaling pathway; protein polyubiquitination. NCBI's taxonomy places the organism in Eukaryota, Metazoa, Chordata, Aves, Piciformes, Indicatoridae. Bases 1 to 1263 code for a protein of 420 amino acids. The record is from RefSeq and is a predicted model, not a curated record. Gene Ontology annotation, molecular function: ubiquitin protein ligase activity; protein binding.
AUGUUUUCCCCCAGCCAGGAGGAGCACUGCGCGCCCAACAAGGAGCCCGUCAAAUACGGGGAGCUGGUGGUGCUAGGGUAUAAUGGGUCCCUCCCUAAUGGUGACAGAGGACGCAGAAAAAGCAGAUUUGCCCUUUAUAAGCGACCGAAGGCAAAUGGAGUUAAGCCCAGCACUGUUCACGUGAUAUCUACUCCCCAGGCAUCAAAGGCUAUCAGCUGUAAAGGUCAGCACAGCAUCUCUUACACAUUAUCCAGAAACCAGACUGUAGUGGUGGAAUAUACUCAUGAUAAAGAUACAGACAUGUUUCAGGUUGGGAGGUCAACAGAAAGCCCUAUAGACUUUGUAGUAACAGACACUAUUUCGGGAAGUCCAAAUAAUGACGAAGCGCAGAUUACGCAAAGCACCAUAUCCCGUUUUGCAUGCAGGAUUGUUUGUGACAGGAGCCCACCAUACACAGCAAGGAUUUUUGCAGCUGGAUUUGACUCAUCUAAAAACAUAUUUCUUGGUGAAAAAGCAGCAAAGUGGAAAAAUCCUGAUGGCCACAUGGAUGGAUUGACAACUAAUGGGGUGCUGGUCAUGCACCCGAAAGGAGGGUUCACAGAGGAGUCUAAGCCUGGAGUUUGGCGGGAAAUCUCAGUCUGUGGUGAUGUGUACACUCUCCGGGAAACCAGAUCUGCUCAACAGAGGGGGAAGCUGGUAGAAAAUGAGACCAAUGUAUUGCAAGAUGGCUCUCUGAUUGACCUGUGUGGAGCCACCCUUUUGUGGAGAACAGCAGACGGACUGUUUCACACUCCAACUCAGAAACACAUCGAAGCCCUGCGACAGGAGAUCAACGCUGCCAGACCACAGUGCCCUGUGGGGUUAAACACUUUAGCAUUUCCCAGUAUCAACCGUAAAGAUGUGGUAGAAGAGAAGCAGCCUUGGGCGUACCUCAGUUGUGGUCACGUUCACGGCUAUCACAACUGGGGACAUCGCAGUGACACAGAAGCCAAUGAGCGGGAGUGUCCUAUGUGUAGAACCAUUGGCCCCUACGUGCCUCUCUGGCUCGGUUGCGAAGCAGGCUUUUAUGUGGAUGCUGGUCCUCCAACCCAUGCUUUCACCCCCUGUGGACAUGUGUGCUCUGAGAAGUCUGCAAAAUACUGGUCUCAGAUCCCACUGCCUCAUGGUACUCACGCGUUUCAUGCCGCCUGCCCUUUCUGUGCAACACAACUGUCUGGGGAACACAACUGUGUCAAGCUAAUUUUUCAGGGUCCAAUUGACUGA